AUGAGUGAUCAACAAGAAGAGUCCAGUGCUAAUGGUGUUAACAAAUUAUACAUGGAGGCAAUGUUAGCCGAAGUUAAGAAGCUUGUGACCGUGAGCCUCGAGGAGUUUCGACAGGAGAUUCAAGAGCAGACCAAACCAAAGGCUAGCAAAGAUAAGAGAAGAGAUCUAGGGAAAGAACCUGAGGAAGUUUUGGAGCCGACUAGACCUCUCAGAGAUGAUGCGGCCACAGAUUAUUACGGUCUUCUUAGUAGUUCCUCAAGAGACAGUCGAAGAAGGCAUAGGCGACACAAGGAAGAACGAGUUCAAGAGGGUUUUGGAGGAGUUAAACUCAGGAUCCCUCCUUUUCACGGCAAAAACGACCCUGAUGCCUACUUAGAGUGGGAAAAGAAGAUCGAAUUGUUGUUCAAUUGCCAACAAUUCGCCGGGAUUAAUCGAGUGAAGAUAGCCACUACCGAGUUCUACGAUUAUGCUCUUUGUUGGUGGGAUCAGGUUGUUACGACUAGAAGAAGAAAUCAGCAAUUUCCUAUUGAUACUUGGGAGGACAUGAAAUCUCUCAUGAGAAAAAGGUUUGUGCCAAGUCACUACCAUAGAGAAUUGCACCAAAGACUUAGACGGCUCACACAAGGCAACCGAUCUGUUGAAGAUUACUAUCAAGACAUGAAGACCUUGAUGCUACGAGCUGAUAUUCGAGAAGAUGCUGAAGCCACUAUGUCUCGUUUCUUAGGAGGAUUGAACAGAGAGAUUCAAGACAAGCUUGACAUGCAGCAAUAUGAGGAAUUAGAAGAUAUGUUGCAUAAGGCCAUCCUCAUAGAACAACAGCUCAAGAGGAGAAACACCAAAACCGUUUAUGGAGCUGGAGGAAUGCCUACUAAACCAAGAUAUUCUAGAGAGGAGAAGCCGAGUUCAGUAUCAAAAGAAGAGAAGCCAGCCGGUGUCUCUAAAGAAGAACCUAAGUCAUUCACUUCGGUAUCAGAUAACCGAAACAAAGCUAUGGGGCCAACAAGAACCAGAGACGUUAAGUGUUUCAAGUGUCUUGGAAGAGGGCAUUACGCAAACGAGUGUUCGAAUAAGAAGAUCAUGAUACUCAAAGACGAUGGCGAAUGGGAAUCAACAGCUGAGUCUGAAGCCGAAUCUCAUUCUGAACAUGAAGAGCUUCCUGCUCAUGGCUCCUUACUUGUAUCAAGAAGGUCUCUAAGCGUGCAAGCCAAAGCUAUAGAAGAGGAGCAGAGAGAGAAUUUGUUUCAUAGCCGGUGCCUUGUACAAGGAAAAGUUUGUAGUCUCAUCAUAGAUGGCGGUAGCUGCACCAACGUAGCCAGUCAAGAGAUGGUUCAAAAGCUCAACCUAGCCACCGAGAAGCACCCCCGACCCUACAUGCUCAACUGGUUGAAUAAUGAUGGGGAAUUAAAGGUCAACAGCCGUGUCAUGGUCCCUAUUAGUAUUGGAGGAUAUGAAGACGAGAUACAGUGUGAUGUGUUGCCCAUGGACGCAUGA
Molecule: messenger RNA, 1491 nt
Organism: Eutrema salsugineum
Lineage: Eukaryota; Viridiplantae; Streptophyta; Magnoliopsida; Brassicales; Brassicaceae
Exons: 1
Coding region: 1-1491 (496 amino acids)
Molecular function (GO): nucleic acid binding; zinc ion binding
Source: RefSeq, a predicted model, not a curated record